GGUCAAGAAAGAAAUACCGCAAAAUAGGAGGGUAUCGCGACAAAAAGCAAUAAGCAAAUGGAGAGAGGCUGACACGAAGACAAAGCCCUAACUCUCAACUGGUUCGGUAGUGCCUCUUCUGUCUUUCGUACCAAGUGGUAUCGGAGGACGCUCAACAACUUUCAUCUUGAAGCGAAGCUUUGGAGAACAAUCGAUGGUGGAGGUGAAGGACCACGAAGAACCUGCAUUGCAUGCGAAGCGGAAACCUGAUCUCAGUUGUGUAGAAGACAAGGAGGACGAUUCUAAGAAGCAAAAACUUGAAAUUUCUGACAAUAAUUCCUCGGUUGUUGAAGACGAAUUUGAUGCAGACGAAGGGGAGUCAGAUUCGGACGAAGAAGAGGAGGAAGAGGACUCUGGAAGCGAGGAAGGCGAUGAUUCUGAGCAGUCCAAUGACAAGGCCAAGGCCAAGGCCAAGGUUAUUGAUCGUAAGGGAAAGGGGAUCUUGGUGGAAGACAAGGGAAAAGGGAAAUUGAUAGAAGAAGAAGAAGAAGAAGAUGAUUCGAGUGAUGGUGCGGCUCAAUCUGAUGACGAUAGCGAUCUUUCGGAAGAUCCUCUUGCAGAGGUUGAUUUGGAUAAUAUUCUUCCGACCAGGACCCGUAGGCGAGUGGUUCAGCCUGGAGUUUAUUUGGCUAAUGAUCUUCCGGAAGGGGAAGAUAGUGAUGAUAGUGAUGCAUAAGUUGAGGAAGAUACUUCUUUAGAUUGGGAAGAGAUGAUCAAUUGUUUCAAUAUGGUUCAAGCACCUGUAUCAGGUUGAUCAGCAAUCUUAGUGCUUUAACUUCUAACAAAGAUGAGAUAACCUGAAUUGUAUUAGAUACCAGGCUUGAGAUGAAGAGUUUGUUGUUUCUGGGAUUGUGUAGGGUUUUCUGAGAACCUAGUUGUGAAGGAUGGUGUACUGAUUUCAGCAUAUUGUUUGUGGAUUUUGUUGGACUUGGAAGAAUAGUUCACUAUUUUUUUUUGUCUC
Molecule: messenger RNA, 1000 nt
Organism: Vitis vinifera (wine grape)
Lineage: Eukaryota; Viridiplantae; Streptophyta; Magnoliopsida; Vitales; Vitaceae
Exons: 2
Coding region: 194-715 (173 amino acids)
Source: RefSeq, a predicted model, not a curated record